Molecule: messenger RNA, 5475 nt
Organism: Cololabis saira (Pacific saury)
Lineage: Eukaryota; Metazoa; Chordata; Actinopteri; Beloniformes; Belonidae
Gene: foxk2b
Product: forkhead box K2b
Exons: 9
Coding region: 136-1998 (620 amino acids)
Biological process (GO): regulation of transcription by RNA polymerase II
Molecular function (GO): DNA-binding transcription factor activity, RNA polymerase II-specific; RNA polymerase II cis-regulatory region sequence-specific DNA binding; protein binding
Source: RefSeq, a predicted model, not a curated record
CGCUGCUCAGCUCCCCGCUCCUCUUUCUGUCGGCGGCGGCGGCGACGGGUGAAUCUCCCCCUCAUCUCCUUCCGACGGGCUCCAAAACCCCCCGUUUUUCCACCAGUUCCCCCCCCUGUAUUUAUCAUUUCCAGCAUGGCCGCGGUCGCCCGGCUCGAGGGCCGGGAGUUCGAGUACCUGAUGAAGAAGCGGGCGGUGACGGUGGGCCGGAACUCGUCGCAGGGCUCGGUGGACGUCAGCAUGGGCCACUCCAGCUUCAUCUCCCGGCGGCACCUGGAGAUCUUCACCACCGGGGACGACGGCGCGGCCGGCGCGGGCGGUGCCGGCGGGGGGGACUUCUACCUGCGCUGCCUGGGCAAAAACGGCGUGUUCGUGGACGGCGUGUUCCUGCGCCGGGGCGCCGCUCCUCUGCAGCUGCCGCGGGUCUGCACGUUCCGGUUCCCCAGCACCAACAUCAAGAUCGCCUUCACGGCUCUGUCCAGCGGGAAGAAGCUGAAGCGCGAGGCGCCCGAGUCGCCGGUGAAGGCGGUGCAGCCGAACAUCUCCCCCCUCACCAUCAACAUUCCCGACAACAUCGCCCACCUCAUGAGCCCGCUGCCGUCGCCGACCGGCACCAUCAGCGCCGCUAACUCGUGCCCCUCCAGCCCGCGGGGCGCCGGCUCCUCCGGCUACAGGAUGGGCGGGCGGAUGGUCAGCUCUGCAGAGCUGCAGCUCAUCAACGACAACUCGCAGCCGGAGAACGACAAGGACGCGUCCGGAGGAGACAGUCCCAAGGACGACUCCAAACCUCCGUACUCGUACGCCCAGCUGAUCGUCCAGGCCAUCACUCUGGCCCAGGACAAGCAGCUCACGCUCAACGGCAUCUACAACCACAUCACCAAGAACUACCCGUACUACCGCACGGCCGACAAGGGCUGGCAGAACUCGAUCCGCCACAACCUGUCGCUGAACCGCUACUUCAUCAAAGUGCCGCGGCUGCAGGAGGAGCCGGGCAAGGGCUCGUUCUGGAGGAUAGACGCGUCGUCGGAGGCCAAGCUGGUGGAGCAGGCCUUCAGGAAACGACGGCCGCGGGGCGUCCCCUGCUUCAGGACGCCCCACGGACCCCUGUCCUCCAGGAGCGCGCCGGCGUCCCCCAACCACUCGGGGGUGCUGUCCGCCCACUCCAGCGGCGUCCAGACCCCCGACAGCCUGUCCAGGGAAGGAUCGCCGGUCCCCCUAGAGAUGGAGACCUCCGCCCCCCCCGCCCCGAUCCCCACCGCCACGGUGCAGCCCAAGCUGGCCGUGAUCCAGGAAGCUCGCUUUGCACAGAACACAGCAGGCUCGCCUGUGAACAGCCAGCCGGUCCUCAUCGCGGUCCAGCGCCAGUUACCUCAGAGCAUCAAGCCGGUGACCUACACCAUGGCGUCGCCCGUCAGCACCAGCUCGUCCCAGCCGGCCGUCCAGACCGUCCACGUCCUGCAGCAGAUCCCGGCCGGCUCCACCGUCAUCGCCCAGCCCGCCGCCAUCAUCAAGAGUGAGGCGCACGAGAACGGAGAGCACACGGAGGUCAAAGUGAAAGUGGAGGCCGUCCCCAGCCUCGCCUCCAUAGGAGCCUCCAGUCGGAUCUUCCAGAGCGGCUCGGCGGCGCCGCUGCAGACCGUCACCAUCGUGCAGCAGGCCCCCCUGGGCCAGCACCAGCUGCCCAUCCGGGCCAUCGCCCAGAACGGCAUCCACAGCGUCACCACGGCCCUGCAGGGGGUCAGCUCAGGUGAGACUCUCGGGAUCGGCCGCGGCGGACCCCGGCUCCGCAUCGUCACGGCAGCCAAGGGACCCCCGUCAGCCCCGGCGGCGGCGAGCCCCCUCCACCUGCUGGCGGCCCACGCCUCGGCCUCCGCCUCCCUCCCCACCAAGAGGAGGACCCAGCCGGCCGGCGACGAGCCCGACGCCAAGCGGCAGAAACCGGAGCACGAGGCGGCGCAGGACUCGGAAACGCCGGCGGCCAACGAUCAACCCAACUAGCCCCGCCCCCGUCCCCACGACGACCACGCCCUGUAGCUCCCUAUCAUGUAAUAAUUCCUGAAAAUGUAAUAACAUUUUCACUUAACUCAAUCGAAAAUGUAAUAAAAUCUUAUAAUGUAAUAACUUCACCAAUAAUGUAAUAAAAUGUCCUGACUGAUAUUGUAAUAACAUUUUUACCAAUAAUGUAAUACCUUAUUACAUUAUUGGGAAUUUAUUGCAUGGUACUCAAAGUCUGCAAUUUAACCCAAUAUUCAUUCUGAUGUUUCAAAUCCAGCGUAUAUAACAUUCUUAGAUUCUUAAAACACAAAAUGUAGAAGUCUGGACUGAAACUGAACAUAUAUAUUACAUUAUUUGUCAAGUAUUACGUUAUCAGUUUUGGAAAAAAAAAAAAAAAAGACCCAGCCGAAAAUGUAAUAAAUUCCAAUAAUGUAAUAAGGUAUUACAUUAGCGGUAAAAAAGUUAUUACAAUAUCAGUCAGGAUAUUUUAUACCUUGUUACAUUAUUGGGAAUUUAUUACAUUUUCACGUUUUAAGUAUCUAAGAAUGUUAUAUACGCUGGAUUUGAAACAUCAGAAUGACUAUUGGGUUAAAUUGCAGACUUUGAGUACCAUGUAAUAAAUUCACAAUAACGUUAUAAGGUAUUACAUUAUCGGUAAAAAUGUUAUUACAAUAUCAGUCAGGAUAUUUUAUUACAUUAUUGGUGAAGUUAUAACAUUAUUGGGUUUUAUAACAUUUUUACGAAGCCCCUCUGGUGACAUUUGAAAAAAAUAAAAUAAUGCGUGGCCACGCAUUAUUUUAUUUUUUUCAAAUGUCACAUGUUAUUGCUACACUCGCCAUGACAAUACUCUUGCUGUUUAAUAUAAAUAGACUAUAAUUACUGUUAUUAAUGAUGAAUAACCAUCCCACCAAGGAAGUUGCAAGUCCAGACAGUAGGUUAUAAUGCAUCCACGAGUAAAAUAAUGCGUGGCCACGCAUUAAUAACUUGUGGCCACGCAUUAAUUUAUUUUUUUCAAAUGUCACCAGAGGGUCUCCGUACAUUUUCGAUUGAGUUAAGUGCAAAUUUUAUUACAUUUUCAGGCGUUUCAGGAAAUUAUUACAUUAUAGGGUUCUACACGCCCCCCCACUCCUCUCAUCCCUGUCGUUUGUUUCGUUUCUCCUCCUCCCAUCACUCACUCACUCCCCGAGGUGCCAAACAGAAGGUUCUUUUCAUUUCCUGGUCCUCCCCCUUUUGGAGACGGUUCUGGUGGGUCGACGACGGACGGACGGAGGGACAGAGGGACGGACGCAGACGGACUCGGGGCGGGGGGAGGAGGGGAUGGGGUGUCCCCUGUGGACUGACGGCCCUCGUGGACGGACGCAGCAGCACAGGAAGCCUUAACAACACGGAUCCCUUCAGAACCGCCUUUCUGUCACAUCUACCUCAGAGCAGGUGGGAGACUCUGGCAGCAGCAGAACCCCCGACCCGGACCGCCCCGACCAACCACAGUAGUUACACAAACAUUCGAUGUUUUUCUUGUUUCUCCUAAUUAAUGAAUUAAUGAAUUAAAAAAAAAAAAACAACCAGAAAGGGAUCAACUUGGAGCCACUAUUCCUAAACGGGUCCGUGGACUUCGCGGCCAUCCGUUUUUUUUGUUUUGAAAUGACAAAAAAUAGAGAUAUAAUCCAAAAUAAUCCGUUUGUUUUGAUAAUAACAAACGGAAAACAGAUCGUUAUCCAUUAUCCGAUUUCAUUGAUGUGUUUGAAAAUCGAAAUUGAGAAUUAAAGCGAGUGGAAAACUCUUUUCUCUAUUUCCUAUUCGUUUCCAGUACGUUAGAGUUCAGUACAUGUUAUUGAUUGGACGCUGCAGGUGAACGGACUGUCACAACAUCACUGCAGUUUCAUGACGGAGUGAAGACAGAUUACAGAUUAAACUCAUGUUUCACUCCCAGGUUUCAUAUUUGAUUUAUUUUCUGUUUCAACAUUAAAAAAAUCUAAAACUGUUAAUUUUUCAAUCUGAUCAACAAAAGAACCAGAAACAACUUUCUUCAUUUAUUACUGCGCAUGUGCAAUCCCCCCAUUUGUCCAAUCCUUGUUUUCAGUAUCCGACGAAUAGGAAAAAAUACGAAUAGGAAAUAGAGAAAAGAGUUUUCCACUCGCUGUUUAAUCCGUGUAUCAUUCGUUCUUUCCAUUUUCAAUUGUCAAUCAAAAACCAAAACAUGUUAUUUUGUUAUUUGUUUUUUAUUAUAACACAAAAAACGGAAAAACGUCUGUUUUUUCAUAUUUACAUUUUUUUUAAUUUUUUUUAUUUAACCUUUAUUUCACCAGGAAACAAAAACUCAUUUUAAUAUUUAAUCAGUAUUUAAUCAGUAAUUAAUAUUAGUCGCGUAAACCCGACCAAUUAAAUAUUAAAAUCAAAUUCAGUCCUGUGGCCCAUUUUUCUAUUUCGUAUUUUUUUUUUUUUGUUUUUUCGUUUUUCCGUUUUUUGUGUUAUAAUAAAAAACAAAUAACAAAAUAACCAGUCACUUUUUCAUGUUUUGGUUUUUGAUUGACAAUUGAAAAUGGAAAGAACGAAUGAUACACGGAUUCGGUUUUAAUUCCCAAUUUGUAUUUUCAAACACAUCAAUUAAAUCAGAUAAUGGAUAACGAUCCGUUUUCCAUUUUCUGUUUUUUAUUAUCAAAACAAAAGAUGGGGAACGGAUUAUUUUAGAUUAUUUCUCUAUUUUUAUUUUGUCAUUUCAAAACAAAAAACGGAUGGCCGUGAAGUGCACGGACCCUAAACGUCUGGCAGCUAAAGCCUCCCGACACCGACCCGCCUCCUCGCCCCCGGCCAGCGCCGGCCGGCGAGCCAACGGGUUUUUAUCUCACUAGAACUUUAACGAAGGAAGCGCCGGACCCGGGAGGACGGAGAACAUUCGGGCCACUGAGUCAGAAAUCCUUAGAUGUGAAAACUUCCGCUUCUGUUCGGUGAGACAGUGUUGACUAGUUUUUGGUAAACUUUCCCCCGCCCAUUCCCCUCCCUCUACCGCCUCAUCAUUUUGACAUAUCCGUAUGAAAUUGCUUCGUUAUACUUACAUAUUUUAAUACUUGCACAGAUAUAAGCAAACCUCCUUGUGUAGUUUCCAGAUGUUGCAUGUAUCCGACAACAGAGACGCCGUUAAGUGUAAAACUGAACAGAGGAAAAAAAGAAAAAAGAAGAAGAAGAAGAAGAAGCCCUGCUUUGUCCAAAACCAGACCUGCACUUGAUUAAAUGUUUGUGUUUUCAUUUUCCCUCCUGCUCCUCUUCUUUUGUAUUUAUCUCACGCCCUCCUCCUCUUCAUCCCCUCCGGGCUGCCGUGGCGUCGCCGUGGCGACCCCGGAGGGUCCGUUUCUCUGACUGUACACGUUUCCCAUCGAUAGUUUAAAAAAAAUAAGAAAAAGAAAGAAAAAAAGUUCUGUUUCAGUGGAGAAAUGAUUUUUUUUUUCUUUUUUUAAUAAAUUAAUUUAAAGCUGUUUUAAUUUC